UGCCCUGGCUGCGGCCCGCCGGGUCCCGGAGCCCACUGCCCCAGCACCCCGCGCUCGGCGCCCGCGGACAGCGCGGACCUCAGCGCGCACUUGUGGGCGCGUUACCAGGACAUGCGGAGGCUGGUGCACGACCUUCUGCCCCCUGAGGUCUGCAGCCUCCUAAACCCAGCGGCCAUCUAUGCCAACAACGAGAUCAGCUUGAGUGACGUGGAAGUCUAUGGCUUUGACUACGACUACACACUGGCCCAGUACGCGGACGCGCUGCACCCCGAGAUCUUCACUGCUGCCCGGGACAUCCUGAUAGAGCACUACAAGUACCCUGAGGGCAUCCGGAAGUAUGACUAUGAUCCCAGCUUUGCCAUCCGCGGCCUCCACUACGACAUUCAGAAGAGCCUUCUGAUGAAAAUUGACGCUUUUCAUUAUGUCCAGCUGGGAACAGCCUACAGGGGUCUCCAGCCUGUGCCAGAUGACGAAGUGAUUGACCUGUACGGUGGCACCCAGCACAUCCCACUCUACCAGAUGAGCGGCUUCUAUGGCAAGGGCCCUUCCAUCAAGCAGUUCAUGGACAUCUUCUCACUCCCAGAGAUGGCACUGCUGUCCUGUGUGGUGGACUACUUUCUGGGCCACGGCCUGGAGUUUGACCAAGUACACCUCUACAAGGAUGUGACGGAUGCCAUCCGGGACGUGCAUGUGAAGGGCCUCAUGUACCAGUGGAUUGAGCGAGACAUGGAGAAGUACAUCCUCAGAGGGGAUGAAACGUUUGCAGUCCUGAGCCGCCUGGUAGCCCAUGGGAAACAGCUGUUCCUCAUCACCAACAGCCCUUUCAGCUUUGUGGACAAAGGCAUGCGGCACAUGGUCGGCCCUGACUGGCGCCAGCUCUUUGAUGUGGUCAUCGUCCAGGCAGACAAGCCCAACUUUUUCACCGACCGGCGCAAGCCUUUUCGAAAGCUUGACGAGAAGGGCUCCCUCCACUGGGACCGUAUAACUGGCCUGGAAAAGGGCAAGAUCUACCGGCAGGGAAACCUGUUUGACUUUCUUCGUCUGACAGAGUGGCGGGGACCACGGGUGCUCUACUUCCGUCCCUUCCACCAGGACCUGAUGCUGCGGCAUGGCUGGCGCACCGGGGCCAUCAUCCCUGAGCUGGAGCGGGAGAUCCGCAUCAUCAACACAGAGCAGUACAUGCACUCGUUGACCUGGCAGCAGGCGCUCACCGGGCUGCUAGAACGCAUGCAGACCUAUCAGGAUGCAGAGUCACGGCAGGUGCUGGCUACUUGGAUGAAGGAGCGGCAAGAACUGAGAUGCAUCACCAAGGCCCUGUUCAAUGCUCAGUUCGGGAGUAUCUUCCGCACCUUCCACAACCCUACCUACUUCUCCAGGCGCCUCGUGCGCUUCUCCGACCUCUACAUGGCCUCCCUCAGCUGUUUGCUCAACUACCGCGUGGACUUCACCUUUUACCCACGUCGCACGCCCCUGCAGCACGAGGCGCCCCUCUGGAUGGACCAGCUCUGCACUGGCUGCAUGAAGACACCGUUUCUCGGUGACAUGGCCCACAUCCGCUGAGGGCACUUUUAUUGUCCUGGACAGACCCUCCGUUCUUUCAGCCCCAGCCACCCUGACAAGCAAUAAAAGUGGUCUCUGUCCUUC
Molecule: messenger RNA, 1644 nt
Organism: Peromyscus maniculatus bairdii (prairie deer mouse)
Lineage: Eukaryota; Metazoa; Chordata; Mammalia; Rodentia; Cricetidae
Source: RefSeq, a predicted model, not a curated record